Molecule: messenger RNA, 3664 nt
Organism: Saccostrea cuccullata (small rock oyster)
Lineage: Eukaryota; Metazoa; Mollusca; Bivalvia; Ostreida; Ostreidae
Exons: 9
Coding region: 1-3153 (1050 amino acids)
Source: RefSeq, a predicted model, not a curated record
AUGACAGUGUUUCUCAAUAUAUGUUCACUACACUUUGUAGAUCAGUUCUCCACCCUGACUGAUGACGAGGUGUCCGUGUUAUUCUGUUUUCUGUGUUCUGACUCCGGCCCUCCUGACUUCACUGACACAGAGUGGCUGGACAUGCUUAAUGAGAUACGACGGACUGUGUACCGUAAAUAUAAUCCUGUAACACGUGAGGAAGCACAGCAGACUCUGGACAGACUGAAGUCACGUGAUUACCUUUGGGAAGAUCAGGAUAAGAUAACAGAGGACACAAAGGAUGAGACAAUGUAUAGGAUAGCAUCAAGAGACAGUGUUAUACCAUUCUAUUACAGUAGUUAUGACACAGCCAGUGUGUACCUGAGAUCGUACAGAUACAACAGAGAACCUGGAGAGAAGUGUGUCACUAGUCCUGGUUACUGUGAUGACUUACUGAUACGCCGUCUACAGAUGAACAUACUGACUCACGUCACUAUGGAGGACACGGGGAUAUAUUAUGAGAUACACCGGAGAUUAAAUAUCCCAGAAAAUAUAAUUAAGGGUAAAGAUGAAGGAGAAGAAUUUCUAACGGAACUACGAAGAGAAGGGGAGGCUGUACAUUACAGAGAAAGAUCACAGGACAGUGUAGAUCACGUGACGUGGCUCUGGAGAUACAAGUUAGAUGCGAGACCUGACAUCGUGAGAUCCUGUAUAGGUCUACAUCCACACUGGGACAUCUAUAUCAUCGACAACAAAACCUAUAGAAAACCAAGUAAAAUCCUUGGCUAUCCAACGACAGUGAGAUGUCUACUGUAUUGUUUACUUAUAUCUGAUAAAUAUCGGAUUAGUUUCAUUGAACAAUCACACAAAAUCACAAAGGACAAAAUCAGACAGAGGUAUUUCCCUGAUAUAUCUGCUGACGGCUCGGUAGAUCCCCCUGAUAGAAUCACAGAAACACGUGACGGUGAGAUAACCUUUAUAUCAGACAAAAUCCGACAUGACGUCAUGUACGCCUUUGUUACGGAGUGUCUGGUGGAAGACAGUGAUCUGGAGUUUUUCCUGACCACGGCGUCACGUGAUGUGAUAUCAGAAUACUGCAGGUCCUGGAAGUAUGAGAGGAGUGAGGGAGAGAGAUGUCUGUAUGUACCGGAUAAGCCGGAGAAGAUGUACGACCUCUUCAUAGACAGUCUACAGCUGGACAUCAUCACACACUGUACCGUGUCUGACAGGAGGAUUCAUGACAGGAUCAGUAAACGUUUGAAAAUACCCGGAGAAGUACUGUUUUGGGACAUAGAAGCAAGAAAAAGGUUCGUCAAAAUUUCAAGUCAAGGCAGUGUGAACAUGUGCCGUGCCAGAGGAAUGAUAGUGGGAUGCGCAGGCGCAGGAAAAACGACUCUUCUUAGAAGACUUCAAAGGGAAAACAAAGAAGAAAACAAACAACCAACAGAGACAACCGUCGGUCUUGAUAUCCACGAGGAUUUGUUUGAAAUUAAAGAUGACACAUUAAUAGAUUUUGAUAAAAAUAGAACCCAAUCAGAGAAGACUUCUAACAGCACAGAUGGAAGACAACUUAUAAGUAUGACAGACUUCGCUGGACAAGUAGCGUAUUACGCGUGUCACCAGAUUUACCUCUCCAGAAGAGCCUUUUAUCUCGUGGUGGUUGACAUGUCUAAAGAUCUGGAGGAAAAAGCUAUAUCAUACGACACUGACAGACACAACCCCAUAGGAUCUUUAUUUCAUAACUGGACAUUUGCAGACUACUUUUUGUUUUGGCUGCAAUCCAUUAAAACAUACUGUGAGGAUGGAAAAUCUAAAAGAAGUCGAUAUGGUGAAACCAAGGCCACCCCUGUUAUCCUGAUUGCCUCUCAUCAUGACUGUGUAAAGAAGAAGGUAACCACGGAAAGUAAAACUGCAUUCUACGAUACACUACAGAGAUCCUUGCCUUGUGAACAUACAUUGAGUGAUCACAUUUCACCCGCACGUUACUACGAGAUUGAAUGUCCACUAGGAGAACUGAAUGGGCACCAGGAAGAAGCAAUAGAACAAGUCAGAAAUUGUAUUGUUCAUACGGCAAAAAGUCUUCCACAUUGGGGUGAAAAAAUUCCACAUAAAUGGUCUAUGUUUGAGCUAUUUAUUCAAGAACACAAAAUAGAGAAAAUUUUACACAGAGUAAGCCUAAAAACAGAGCAAGAGUUUAGGUCUCUGGGCGAAAAUGACCUUGAUGAUAUGCUCAGAUACUUUUCGGAGGUAGGCCAGAUAAUCUAUUUCUCGGAAGAGGGUUUGAGAAACAGCAUUAUACUGGACGUCGGUUGGUUUGUAGACGCUUUUAAAAAUAUCAUAACAGACCCUACUCACGCUCGCUCAGCAUGCAGUAGGGUUAAAGAGUGGGACAUUUUUAUGAAGAAUGGAAUGAUUUCAGAUUCAACACUGGUCAAGGUAUGGAGGGAAAACAAAAAGGAAUCGUAUGUUCUUCAGAAGGAACAUAUUAUACCAUACAUGGAGAAACUUGGCAUUCUUGCAAAAAUGAAAACCAAAGAAGUUGAGGGGAAAGACGCAGAAUUGUCAGAGAAUAGACAAGAAUCUUUGUACUACAUCCCUAGUAUCAAUAAGACAGACUUCACAACAAAAGGCUUUCAUGUCUUCAACAACGGAUAUAAAACUCCGAUUUUGGUGUUUUCUUUUAAAACAUUUAUUCCACAUUUCUUUUUCUUUAGACUUGUUGCAGUAUGCUUUUCCAGGUGGGAAUUGCUAAGUGAAGACCUACUCUUCAAAAACGUUGCUUUUUACAAGGAAAAAGGUGAUGACAUUAACAUUGCAAUUGCAGUCAAUAAAACAUCAAUUCAAUUGCAAGCGUUCACUCCAGAUAAGAAUAUCAUCCUGGAAAAUACAGGUACGAAAAAUAUCAGAAUUCAAAUUGAACAAAUGCUUGAGGAGCUUACCACAACUUUCCAUCACCGAGUUUUCUAUGAAGUUGGGUAUCCGUGUAGAGAUAUAAAUAUCACUGAAGAAGAUGAGCAUUGCUUCUUAUCAGAGAGAACCGUCGCCGAACUGAAAACGAAUGAAAGAGUUUGCCCAAAUUUUAGAAAACAGGAUCAUAAAGAGCAUCAGAUUGUACGUGAUGACCUGUUGCAUUAUUGGUACACGGGAGUUGAUAGCAGAGCCCAGUCUUCUUGAUGUUUGGCCUAAAAGAAAAUGAUUGUUAAAAGAAACAGUUCAAAUGUACCAAGCAAACUCUAUUUUCAAUUCUCUUAUUAAUUCUUUUACACGCUGGUGGUGUUUCUAAAUAUGUAUUGAUAUAAAUAUUAAUAUGUGUUGAAUUAUUUGUGCAUUCAUCUGCUGAGUUUGACAUAAAAAGUAACAGGAUUAAACUCGUCCACUCAGUCAACUGAAAAUCUACUGAAAGGUCACAUGUAGUUGGGGAAAAAAUUUCUACCAUUCAAUGACUAUUUCCAGGCUUUUCAGUGAUCAAUUAGUAAAGUAAUUGAAUAAAGAGGGUUUUUCCUGUAAAUCAGGUUAUGCAAUAGAUGAAUGAUUAUUUUUCUGAUCAUACAAGCAUUACUAUGGUUGCUUUAUUUAAUGCAUAUAUUAGUGUUAACUACGUAUAACAAUAUAAAAUAGAUGGAUAUAUCUAAAAAUAUUAUAAGUACAUGUACUGUAAUUGAGAUUAUAUCCAACCCCAUUUAUU